CUCAUAACCUACAGCAGCCCAGGAACACGGUCCCUGACGACACAGACUGCAGACUGCUGCACAACCCUGACUGACCUGCUAGCUGGUACUCACUACACUGUUGGAGUCUCCACUGUGCUGGAUCAUGGAGGAGAACACAGUGAACCUGCCUCUACAACCAUCAUCACUGGAUGCCAGGAUGGAGAACGAGCCUGCCCUGCCUGACAGCCUGGUGCUGGACGAGCCUGCCCUGCCUGACAGCCUGGUGCUGGAGAUCUUCCUGCAUCUCCCCCACAGCGCUGUGCUGAGCGCCGGUCUGGCCUGCAGACAGUGGCUGAACGUGUCCAGAGAUGAGUUCCUCUGGAGGGAACUCUUCUACAGCUACUACCGCAUCCCACGCUCCGUACCCAGACACCCAGCGUCCGUGUCGUGGUACCGGGAGUUCAAGCGGCUGUUUGACUGCAUCCCCUGUGAGGAGGUGCAGACCCUGAGGGAACACCAUGACCAGGUGCUGCACCUGGCCUUCUCUCACAGAGGACAUCGCUUCUCCUCCUGCUCCAAGGACUGCACCGUCAAGCUGUGGGACACGGAGCGUCCUGAUGGGAACAUCACGCUGGUCCACAGCUGCAGCAUGCGCCAGUUUAACUGGGGCUACACCCAGUUCUCCCAGUUCAACGCUGAUGACACCCUGCUGCUGGUGUCGGGGGUCUACCUGGGCCCGCACCACUCCUCCUCAGGGGAGAUCGCCGUCCUCAGCCUGGACAACUACACGCUUCUGUCUCGCGUGAGGAACAAGCCGUACGACGUGUUUGGCUGCUGGCUCAACGAGACCCACCUGAUCUCAGGGAACCUGCACUGGAUAGGAAACAUGACCUCCUGCUCUGUGCUCUGGCUCAACAAGGCCUUCCAGGAUAUCGAGUCGGAGAACGUGAACGUGGUGAAGCGUUUGUUCAAGAUCCAGAACGUCAACGCCAGCACCAUCAGAACCGUCAUGGUGGCACACUGCCGUCGCCACGACACCCCGGACCUCCUCCUGGACUACGAGGCCCAGUCCCAGGCCCGCUCCGCCCCCCUGCUGUUCGACCUGGGCACCCCCGACAGUGAGGAGGAGGAGGAGGGGGGGCGUCCCAGGGAGGUGAGGGGGCGACAGGCGUACCCAUCGGCCCCAGGGCUGGAGCAUGUCAUCCAGGUAGGAGGGGGGGGGGGGGAGGGGGGGGAGAUAGAGCUGGAGGCCAAGGUGGUCCGGAUGAUGAGUCGUGCUCGCACCAAGCCCCUGGACACCUCCCUCAUCACCCCCUCUGCCCCUGGGGAGGGAGAGGACAAGACCUACCUGCUGUUCACCACCAGCAGCCUCACCUACUCCCCCCACCAGAUAGGCAUCAAGCGGAUCCGUCCGGACCAGAUGAGCACGAGCGGUCCUGUUCUGGGGAAGGAACGCAACUCGGACGAGUUCUUCGACUCUCUGGACCACGUGAUCGACAUCCACGGACACAUCAUCGGCAUGGGCCUGUCUCCAGACCACAGGUACCUGUACGUGAACAGCCGGGCGUGGCCGGCGGGCUGCGUGAUCUCCGACCCCAUGGCCCCGCCCCCCAUCGCCGAGGAGAUCGACCUGCACGUCAUCGACCUGAAGAGCCUUCGUGAGGAGAGGCGGAGCCUGCGGGCGCACCGGGCCUUCACGCCCAACGACGAGUGCUUCUUCAUCUUCCUGGACGUCAGUCGAGACUUCGUCGCCAGUGGCGCGGAGGACAAGCACGGCUACAUCUGGGACCGCCACUACAACAUCUGCCUGGCGCGCCUGCAGCACGAUGACGUGGUGAACUCUGUGGCCUUCAGCCCGGCCGACCAGGAGCUGCUGCUGUCUGCCAGCGACGACUCCACCAUCAAGGUGUGGCGCUCCCCUCGCAUGGUGCGCCUGGCGCAGACGCCCGCACGCCCCCCAAGGCCCCGGAACCUGCUCUCCUGGCUGGGCCGCCGAGGCAGCAGCCAGGCCAACGGGAAGCCUGGACCCAGUUAGACCAGACUGAGAGGGGAGUCUGGACCCAGUUAGACCAGACUGAGAGGGGGGGAGAGAGAGGGGGGCCUGGACCCAGUUAGA
This is a messenger RNA of Osmerus eperlanus (European smelt), 2077 nucleotides long. It is a transcript of the gene fbxw5, whose product is annotated as F-box and WD repeat domain containing 5. The record is from RefSeq and is a predicted model, not a curated record. Gene Ontology annotation, biological process: protein ubiquitination. Gene Ontology annotation, cellular component: Cul4-RING E3 ubiquitin ligase complex; SCF ubiquitin ligase complex. Lineage: Eukaryota; Metazoa; Chordata; Actinopteri; Osmeriformes; Osmeridae. Gene Ontology annotation, molecular function: protein binding.